AUGGAGCCUGAUUUUGGACAAACAAACUAUUCAAACAAUAGUUUUAAUAGUACUGAAUCAACACAACCAAUUAAUUACAGUGAGAAAUCAAAUGAAUUAAGAAAUCUCCAAGCAAGACAAGAUGAACAAAUUGAUAUGAUUGCAGCAUCUGUUAGUACACAAAAGAAAAUAGCACAAAACAUUAACCAAGAGAUUGAUGAACAAGAACCACUUCUUGAUGAAAUUUCAAGUAAGGCAAAUAGUGUUGAUGCACAUAUUCAAAAGACUACACAAAAAGUUGACAAAGUUAGAUUAAGAGCAUCAGACAAAGUGAGUAUUUUAAUUGUUGGAGUUCUUUUAGUAGCACUUGUUAUUGUGAUUAUACUUGCAAUAGUUUUGUAA
This is a messenger RNA of Entamoeba histolytica HM-1:IMSS, 381 nucleotides long. RefSeq lists its product as uncharacterized. NCBI's taxonomy places the organism in Eukaryota, Evosea, Mastigamoebida, Endamoebidae. The record is from RefSeq and is a predicted model, not a curated record. Bases 1 to 381 code for a protein of 126 amino acids. The transcript has 3 exons.